Microthlaspi erraticum is the source of this 765-nucleotide messenger RNA. Lineage: Eukaryota; Viridiplantae; Streptophyta; Magnoliopsida; Brassicales; Brassicaceae. The record is from the annotation of a GenBank genome assembly.
AUGGAGGGAUCCGCCACCCAAGGUCUGCAACUGAACGAUUGUGAUGCCGACAGUCGAAAAAGCAGCAUCGUGAGCAGGAUUUACGUCACGGGAUACGACACUUCGCUUUCUGGCAAUGAUUUCGUUAUCUCUAUGACAGAGCGUUUCGGUUCAUGUGGAGAGUUAAUACAUAUUUAUAUUCCCGGAUACGAUAGAGGCAGAAAACUCAACAGGUUUGCCUUGAUUUAUCUUCGGGGAGAAGGUGCGGAAGAGAAGGCGUUGAAACUUAGUGGAAGUGACAGCAGCAGAGGACACAAGUUAGUCGUUGAGUCUUACCCGUUUGAUGCCAAAGACCAUGAACCUGAGUUGGCUACUAUGAGAGACGAAGACAAUAAGCAACAUAUCGUGAUUUUUGUUGAUGGAUAUGACACUAAGCGUCCCUUGGAGUAUGUUAAGAGGAUGCUGUUACAAGAACUCUCUAAAUUUGGACGUGUCUUGCAUAUUACCCUUCUCGAAGAUGCCGGAGGUCUUUCUCUCUCCAGAUACGCUUACGUUGACAUUGACGGGGGAAUAGGCACAAUAGAGAGGAUGCUGCAACAACGUGGAUGUUAUGUGGAAGGAUUGGAGGAUAUGAAACUUUCCAGUGUUGAUCGUCCAGAAAGAGAUGAUGAUGACGGCUUCUGUAAUAUGCCACCCCUAUCUUCUUUGGCAUGUUCUUCUCCCAUGCUGCUUCAGGAAGUUCAACCUUCUUCUGCAUGUCUCCAUCCAGGGGAGGAGAGAGCAUAA